AUGUCUCUAACUGUCCAGACAUUGCAGAGGUUCAGGUGGAUCCUAAACCUUCAGAAAUCAUUGCUGACACAUUGCUUGGAGUAUCUGGGGAUGGACAAAAUGACUUACAUCACUCAUGCUCAAAAGAGUGUGGAGGUUGUGACUCAGUUCUUGAGAUGGUAUGAAGGAGAUCGGAGUAUUCUGGAGAGAAUUGUCACCGGAGAUGAGACAUGGGUGUACCACUAUGACCCGGAGAGCAAAAGGAAGGAGGCACUCCGAGGUCGCAAUUUGCAGUCAUCAGUGGUUGUCCAAUGGCCAAACAGAGAUGUCUGUAUGAAAAGCGGCAAAAAAGAUGGUGGUGGUGGCAACAGAGAAGUGACGGAGAUUGCAAAGCUUUCAGCCCUGGAGAAGGACACCUGUAUGAAGCAAUCCUAUCCAUAUGGUGUUGUAGACAGCUGUAUGAAACACUUCUAUCCAUAUGGUGUUGUAGACACCUAUAUGAAACACUCCUAUCGGUAUGGUUUUGUAGACGCCUGUAUGAAACACUCUUAUCCAUAUGGUGUUGUAGACGCCUUUAUGAAACACUUCUAUCCACAUGGUGUUGUAGACGCCUGUAUGAAACACUUCUAUCCAUAUGGUGUUGUAGACGCCUGUAUAAAACACACCUAUCCAUAUGGUGUUGUAGACGCUUGUAUGAAACACUCUUAUCCAUAUGGUGUUGUAGACGCCUGUAUGAAACACUCCUAUCCGUAUGGUGUUGUAGAUGCCUGUAUGAAACACUUCUAUCCAUAUGGUGUUGUAGACACCUGUAUGAAACACUUCUAUCCAUAUGGUGUUGUAGACGCUUGUAUGAAACACUCCUAUUCAUAUGGUGUUGUAGACGCUUUUGCAGAUCUACAUGCCCUGCCUGCAGGACAGAAGUACGAGAUUGUCCUACCACGGCGAAUUCAUGCCGAGUACAAAAGAGACACUCAGGAUCAAUACCCACAUGUGGAUAUGUAUGAAUUACACAUUGAAGGAAAGCUUCUGGUUCUACACCUGGAGAGGAAUGAGGACCUGAUAGCUGAUAAUUACAAAGAGACAAGUUACCAUCAGGAUGGCACACCGAUAAUGAGAAGCCCUAACAAGAACAUAAAGGAUCACUGUCACUAUCAGGGCUAUGUGGAGAAUGACAGCCAAUCAGUGGCCAGCAUUAGCACCUGCUCUGGGAUAAGCGGGGUCAUCAUGACACAAGGCCGGAGGUUCCUAAUUGAGCCCCAAGACUUGACAAAUGAAGAACAUGUUGUAUAUGAAGAAAAAGAGCCCCCCAAGUCCUGUGCAACAUCUAGUCAACUGUGGGAGGGAUCUAUGUUGGCUCAAGAGGUGUUACCUGCUAUGGAUAAGAAGGAAGAAAUUGACAAACUUCAGAAUUCAUGGAAGUAUAUAGAAAUGUAUAUGGUUGCUGAUAAAUCAUUGUUUGAGAAAUUUAAACAAAAUGCCACAGAUGUGAAAAACAGAAUAUAUGAAGUUACUAAUUACAUGAACAUGGUGUUCAAGGCGAUAAACGUUUCUGUGGUUCUUGUUGGGCUUGAGAUCUGGGAAACAAAGAACCAGAUUGAAGUGAACUCCUCAAUGGGGCAAUGUUUAAGUAACUUCUGUAAAUGGAGGAAGGAAAUGUUAUUGCCUAGAUUAGCACACGACAAUGCUUAUCUCUUCUCGGCUAUAGACUUUGAAGGUUCUACCAUUGGAUUGGCAAAUAUCGGGGUUAUGUGCAAUGAACAAUAUUCUGCUGGAGUUGUCCAGGACUUCACUAAGUCAGCAGCCUUUGUUGGAGCCACAUUUGCCCAUGAGGUUGCCCACAACCUGGGAGUGGAUCAUGAUAAUGUAAACUGCACGUGUUCCUCAUUGACUUGCAUAAUGUCACCAAAUCUCGGUUCUCUCAUCCCUAAUACAUUUAGUCAAUGCAGCCUGGACCAGUUCAAGACUUUCCUGAUGACCAAGGUGCCCACGUGUCUGUUGAAUGAACCCAAUAAAAAGACCAGUAUGGCCCCACCAGUGUGCGGAAACCACUUUGUGGAGAUGGGAGAGCAGUGUGACUGUGGAACUGAACAGGAAUGCACCAAUCCCUGCUGUGAUGCCCUCACAUGUAAUCUGAAAGCAGGAGCUGUAUGUUCAGAUGGGGAAUGCUGUGAGCAGUGUCAGAUUAGGAAAGCAGGAAGUGUGUGCCGACUCAGCCUUCAUGACUGUGACCUUCCAGACAAGUGUGAUGGGAAAUCCAAUCUCUGCCUCGAUCUUUUCGAAACAGACGGAACUUCUUGUAUGAAUGGCCAAGGUUAUUGUCUUCAUGGAAGGUGUCCCAUGCUGGAAAACCAGUGCACUGCCCUGUGGGGUUCAGUAGAGCUACUUGUCUCCUGAUAGGGAUGUUAAAUGUGGCGUGCUCUUCUGCUCUGGUGGAAACCCC
Messenger RNA from Nanorana parkeri, 2419 nucleotides. RefSeq names its product zinc metalloproteinase-disintegrin BlatH1-like. NCBI's taxonomy places the organism in Eukaryota, Metazoa, Chordata, Amphibia, Anura, Dicroglossidae. The transcript is spliced from 18 exons. Gene Ontology annotation, molecular function: metalloendopeptidase activity; nucleic acid binding. The record is from RefSeq and is a predicted model, not a curated record. Gene Ontology annotation, biological process: proteolysis. Gene Ontology annotation, cellular component: plasma membrane. The coding region runs from base 1 to 2373 and encodes 790 amino acids.